Molecule: messenger RNA, 2330 nt
Organism: Leptidea sinapis
Lineage: Eukaryota; Metazoa; Arthropoda; Insecta; Lepidoptera; Pieridae
Product: zinc finger protein 595-like
Exons: 4
Coding region: 266-1495 (409 amino acids)
Biological process (GO): regulation of transcription by RNA polymerase II
Cellular component (GO): nucleus
Molecular function (GO): zinc ion binding; RNA polymerase II transcription regulatory region sequence-specific DNA binding; DNA-binding transcription factor activity, RNA polymerase II-specific
Source: RefSeq, a predicted model, not a curated record
AGUACAACUUUACAAAAUAUGAAAGCAAACAUUAUGUUAUUAUUAUAUAAAAUCUUAUUAUCAAAAUAAUAUUAAAUAGGAACUGUGAGUGAAACAAAAUAUCUUAAAUUAUUAUAGUGUAAUAUGUAUUUAGCGGCGAUUUAAAAAAAAUUCAGACUACAGUUAUGAAUUGCCAUGUUCUUGUCUUGUUAACCUGUGAUGUUAAAUUUAAAAAUUAUUUUGUUUAGUGCAAUUAACACAGAAAAAAGUGUCAAAUAGUUUAAGCAUGUUACGUUUGUGUCGAAUAUGUCUUGAAUCUGGAGCGACGAUACCCUUAUUUGAUCAGGAUAAUGAAGAUAAAAAUCUAGUAAAAACAAUAUCAAAAUGUCUGAAGGAAACUAUAGUUGACAUUGAAGGCUACCCCCAAAACAUAUGUGCAACAUGCAAUGACACAUUGGAUGAUAUUAGCAAAUUUAUUGAUAAGUUUAAAGAAUCAUCUCAUAUCUUACAAAAUAAUUUAAUGAUAAAAUUAGAACAGUUUGACUUUAGUGAUGCUAAUACUAAUAAUCAGUUAAAUGUAGAACUUGAACCAGGUGAUAUUAAACAUGACUCUGAUGAUGACUUCAUUGUGAAUGAACAUUUUGAUAAUAUUUUUAUUGAAGAACAUUUAACAGAAGAAAAUUAUAUUAAGAAAGAAUCUAAAGUGAAAAAACAUUCAGUAAGAAGAACUUCAGGCAAGAAAAAAUGCCCUAAGAGUACUAGUAAAUUAGCCUCAUCCAUUUUAGAGGGUGAAUUUUUGUGGAUUGGCAAUAAAUGGUGUAUUAAAUCAUCAAGCAUAUCAAAAUCUCUGCCAAAAAAACAGAAUGUUGUUUCAAAACGUAAACAUAUAAAAAUUAAGCUACCUAAAAAAGUUAACAAGAAAUCUGAGCUCGGGACAUUAUGUGAUCUGUGUGGUGAAGUUUUUGAGACAGCUCCAUUGCUUAGUGUACACAAAAGAAAAAAACAUUAUAAGAAUCCAGUGAAGUGUCCACAGUGUAACUUGGUGCUGUCAUGUGCAUACCAUCUAAAGAAGCAUAUCAAAAGACGGCACUCACAAGAUAAGAAGUUUGCAUGCCCGAAAUGUGAUAAGAAGUUUGCAUACAAUAAUGAAUUAUCAUCACAUAAUAAAUCCGUUCAUGAGAAGCACCUGAAUCCCAAGAAGGAAUUCGUUUGCAACAUUUGCAAUAAAUCUUACAAAUGUGCUAAAUCUCUAGUUGUCCAUGAAAGAUCAGUUCACACAGGUCACAGGCCUGCUGUAUGUUCAAUAUGUGAAGGUAGUUUCUACCACGAAGACUAUCUUCGAGAACAUAUGAGGCUUCAUACAGGCGAGACUCCAUUUAAGUGUCCCAUAUGUGGCCGAGGUUAUGCCCAGAGAGGAAAUAUGAAAAGUCACCUUAGAAAUCAUAGAAUAUCAGAACUCAGCCCGGAAAUACUGAGCAAACUGAGACCGAGUUACAUUAAACACUUGAAACCAUAGAUAAUCAAAUAGAAAUAUGCAGAUUCUGUUCCGAUUACAUGCCAAACGAUAAUUAUUUAUUAAUUUAUAUGCAAUAGUAAUGAUUCAUUCAAAUGUGGGAUUUUGAACUCUCAUAAAAUCUAUGAACGAAACAUUACAUUCCCAUAGAGGAAAAGUCCUAAUAAACCUGUAGACUGUUUGUCUAUUAGUUAAAGACUGUUACUUUAUAGUAAUACUGUAAACAAUUUAGUAGUUUUUGAUGCAACUCGAAAGUUUAAAAGAAUUACUUCUUUAAAAACUGGUAGAAUACAUAAUGUUGGCUCUAAUAUUGACUCCAAUCAAAAGUGACAUCACACUGGGUAGAGUGUCUCUCAAAUGUGAUGAUGAAAUGAUGGCCCCAUAGGUAUAUUAUGUAAGGAACAAAAAUUGCUCAUACUUUACGAAAUAGGAUUUAAAGCUAAAUUUGUAGGAAUUCUUGACACCAACUGUGUAUAUCAAUAUCUUCUACUGUACCUCAUUCGAUAAUUUUUAUUGUAGAUUCAAAUAAGACAAAAACUGUGUUAUUGGGUAGGUAAAAUAUAAAAGCUCAAAGCAUACUAACUAUUAAAAAACAUAACUAUUGUAAAAUACUUACCUAUAAGAAAUUAAUAGUUACAUACUCUAUAUACAAUGUAUAAAUAAGUGAAUGAAAAACAAAAUGCAAUAAGGCAAUAUUGUUAUGUUUAAUAUUUUUUAUAAAUUAAGUAUUUAGUUGAGUUUAAUACUGCAUUUAGUUUGAUUAAAAUAUUUAUUAUACUUAUGUGAUAAAAAUCUGUUAUGGUUUUGGGUGCCUAUUAAAUUUUAUUACAAGUCUAAA